AUGGAUGCUCCCGAAUUCUAUGCCAUCACGCUAGGCGCCAUCCCUCUGGCAUUGAUUCUGCGUUUGAUUGUUAUGGCGGUCAGCAAAGCACGUCUAUGCAGAAACGGUGAUGUGCGCUACUUCCUAAAGGCACCACUCCCCGUAUGGCUGUCUGGACGAAGCAUAGCGCCUCGGCACGAAGUCGCCAUCUUCUUGGCGUUUUUCGCUGCAAAUGGGCUCUACGUCGCUGUAAAUAGCCACAGCUCAGAGGGGGCAAUGAAACGCCUAGGCUCGGUUGCUAUAGUCAAUCUGAUCGCUGCCUCGAUUGGUGCGCACAUGAACCAGCUCGUUAGCAGCUGCGGCAUAUCACCUGAGCUCUACCUUCGUUUGCACACUUGCAUCGGCUUGACUUUUGUUGUCGAGGCAACCUCGCAUAUCGUUCUUCAGAUCAUGCAAGGACCUGAGAUUCGUGAGCCACUGAGCGGGAUUGUUGUAAGUGCCUAUCCCUUUUCGGACGGCUUCUCUGACAAAGUCCUAGGCCGCAAGUCUUCUUGGAGCAACCUUCAUCGUCUCCGUGCUCCAGAGAAGGCUCUUCGAAGUCUUUUCCACGCUUCACACAGCCUUCGCCCUGGGUAG
Molecule: messenger RNA, 615 nt
Organism: Microdochium trichocladiopsis
Lineage: Eukaryota; Fungi; Ascomycota; Sordariomycetes; Xylariales; Microdochiaceae
Exons: 1
Coding region: 1-615 (204 amino acids)
Source: RefSeq, a predicted model, not a curated record